CAUAAAGGAGGGACCUGCAGGUUGGGAGGAGGCCGACUUGGGGACCAUGGAGACCCAGAGGGACAGCCCCUCCCUGGCGCGGUGGUCACUGUUGCUACUGCUGCUGGGCCUGGUGAUCACUCCAGCUGCCUCCCGGACCCUAACCUACAGGGAGGCUGUGCUUCGUGUUGUGGACAGCUUAAACCAGCGGUCCUCAGAGGAGAAUUUCUACCGUCUCCUGCAGCUGGACUCACAGCCCGAGGGAGAUGAGAACCCAAACAUCCCAAAGCCUGUGAGCUUCACCGUGAAGGAGACUGUGUGUCCCAAGACGACACAAAAGCCCCUGGAGGAGUGUGAUUUCAAGGACAAUGGGCUGGUGAAACGGUGUGAUGGGACAGUCAUCCUGGAUGCGGACAGCAGCUACUAUGACAUCAACUGUGAUGAGGCCCUGGAAGCCAAAUUUGGUAGGCUGCGGAAUCUCAUCGAGAAAGCGGGGCAGAAUAUUCGCGGAAAGAUUCAGGGAAUUGGCAGGAGAAUCAAGGAUAUUUUAAAGAAUCUUCAGCCCAGGCCACAGGUCUAAGGGUCCGCUUCGCCCUGUCUUAGGCUUCUGGACCCUAAAAAUAAAUUUUUGUGAAAGCAA
This is a messenger RNA of Ailuropoda melanoleuca (giant panda), 619 nucleotides long. RefSeq names its product cathelicidin antimicrobial peptide (gene CAMP). The transcript has 4 exons. Bases 47 to 559 code for a protein of 170 amino acids. Gene Ontology annotation, biological process: defense response to Gram-negative bacterium; innate immune response; antimicrobial humoral immune response mediated by antimicrobial peptide. The record is from RefSeq and is a predicted model, not a curated record. Gene Ontology annotation, cellular component: extracellular region. Lineage: Eukaryota; Metazoa; Chordata; Mammalia; Carnivora; Ursidae. Gene Ontology annotation, molecular function: lipopolysaccharide binding.